Molecule: messenger RNA, 982 nt
Organism: Emericellopsis atlantica
Lineage: Eukaryota; Fungi; Ascomycota; Sordariomycetes; Hypocreales; Bionectriaceae
Product: Endoribonuclease L-PSP/chorismate mutase-like protein
Exons: 1
Coding region: 404-808 (134 amino acids)
Cellular component (GO): cytosol
Molecular function (GO): deaminase activity
Source: RefSeq, a predicted model, not a curated record
UAUCCGAGCCGCCUCAACCCAGGCUUGAUUAGUGCGUCACGACUCACGCGUGUCUACGUAAGAUACGUACUACGUAGGACAACAAUCUCGUGUGGACGAGGGGUAAUAAGGGCAGACAGUGGAUUCACAGGCAUCAUCGGAGCCGGCUUUGCCGUGUUGUUGAUACAUUACUAAAGGUAGCACAGCUCAACGGGGCAGCUUGAAAGGCUAUAAGCAACGGAGUGCCAGAGAACGCAACAGCUCCCUGUCGCUGCCAGAAGAUACAUGUACCCGACCCCCAGCUCUCAAGUACAAUGUAUGAAAUUGAAACUGCUACUUUGAUAAUUUGACACCCCAAUUGUAUACGUACGCACAAAAGCUAACACGCAUCGAGGCCCGAACCCCCCCCCCCCCCCUUGUCAAAAUGUCCAACGAGCAAUACUUCAACGACGCCGGCGCCGGCCAGAAGCACAGCGACCUAUGCCACUACUCCCAGGCCGUUGUCUUCGGCGAUGUCGCCAAGUGUUCCGGCCAGGGCGGAUGGGAUACCACCGGCAAUGUGGACGCCGACGACGUGGCAGGCCAGGUCGAGCUCGCGUUCGAGAACGUCGACCGUGUUCUGCAGGCCGCCGGCUUCCGCGGCUGGGAGGACGUAUACCUGAUGCGCACAUACCACGUCGACAUUGGCACGUCCUUUGACUUGACGGUCAAGAAGCUAAAGAGCCGCAUCCCUCACCGGCCUGUCUGGACGGCCAUUGGCGUGCCGAGGUUGGCGUUCCCGCCGAUGCAGAUUGAGAUCGAGGUCGAGGCGAGGAAGCAGUCGGCUUGAUAGGGGCACCAGAGUAGAAAUAGCAAUCCGACACCUUCUCCCAGCGACAUGAGCGGCGUGAGGUUGAUGUUGCGUAUCACCUGGCGCGUUUGGGUGUAAACGGCGCCCAUUGAUCAUUAUCUGUCAACACGAACAUGGUCAGAUGCAUUGCAGAUGCAUUGGUAGUUGGGUACC